AUGAUACUACUGGCCAACACAUCGUUUCCUCGCUUUAUCUUUGAUGACAACAACAAGUUUGUUCCAUCUCCCGAUCUAGACGAGACAUCGAUCAGCGACAACGACGAAGCCGAAGAACGCGUGAAAAAGUUUGAACAAUUCAAAUGCCGCGAAGAUCAAGAUGUCGCCGUCUUUCUCUCCAUUGCCAACAAGAUGGAUGUCUCCUCGUUGAUCUUUAUCUUGCAGGGACACGCCAAGGCACAAGCGUUGCCUGCCGCGGCACAAGCGCAAGCAGCGGCCAAGAUUAGUGGCAAACCAACGACGCCGCAAAAGGCAGUUGCCAAACAGUUUCGAUUCGCACUCGCCAACAACGACAUGGUCAAAUGCGUCUAUCACGUCGUUCCCUCCGUCAAGGACAAUCCCGACAUGUGGUGGAGUGACGUGGAGAUGAAACAAAUUCGUGGUGCCGCCAUUCAAGAUGUCAAGUACUAUCGCAAAUAUCGUGCCGAUUUCCGACAAACGGUCGAAUUGUUGGCCAAUGCCGGUAUUAACGAAGGUGUCUUUACGCAUGCCACCGUCGAAGCCAAUCUCAAAAAACUCAUGGAAGACUCGUACGCACGCGGACUCGAAGUGCACAUUGUCAAUCUCUUGUCCGAUUUGCGCAAGGAAACGGUGCGAGCGGUGCUCGAAGAGCAGGCGGAAUGUCGCAUGUGCGGGGAUGCCCCCGAUAUUACGGCCGAAUCACUGCGCGAACAAUCCAUGGCAUACACGCUGCAGUCGCGAACAUUUGCACUCAAAUUGGCACAGUGUGAUCAAGUGGAAUCCUUAAAGGCGAGCUUGAGUUCUUCCAGUAAUCGAUGGGAUAACAACAGCAAUAAUGAUACCAGUAUGGUCACACCCGAUCCGAUUCCCGAACCGCGAUCGGCGUGUGCAUGA
Molecule: messenger RNA, 915 nt
Organism: Seminavis robusta
Lineage: Eukaryota; Bacillariophyta; Bacillariophyceae; Naviculales; Naviculaceae
Source: the annotation of a GenBank genome assembly